Messenger RNA from Chaetomium fimeti, 1520 nucleotides. Its product is annotated as DHS-like NAD/FAD-binding domain-containing protein. NCBI's taxonomy places the organism in Eukaryota, Fungi, Ascomycota, Sordariomycetes, Sordariales, Chaetomiaceae. The record is from RefSeq and is a predicted model, not a curated record. Bases 299 to 1498 code for a protein of 399 amino acids. The transcript has a single exon. Gene Ontology annotation, molecular function: NAD+ binding.
CUGAUCUUCUUCUCACUGCCAUGUGUUGUAACGGUCACGGUAUGUUCUGUGUACUAAUAAUCUGGACAUACUUGUAAAUACAUACAAGCAGGGGUGUGAGCAUUGACCAUGAGGAACCGGAGUGAACCGAGAAUUGUAACCCACCUUUCCGGAACCAUGACGAUUACGCAGCAUGCUUCAAUCUCAAAUUAAUCCCUUGAUGAACAGGGUCCAUCGCCACGCCACACCCGUCUACACUACAUAGUGCACAUCGGGAUUUGAUUCCUGUUUAUCCAAACCCCCCCAUAACCCACCCAACAUGAAGAAACCACUCAUGCGCAUCCCCUACACCGAGCUCUUCCCGCCGCCCGCCACCAUCCCCCCCACAGCCCGCUCCCUCCCCGGCGCCGUCGCCGCCCUGCAAGAGUUCCUGCACGCCCCGCCGGCGCGGGACCACCUGCCGCGGUCCACCGUGCUCCUCACGGGCGCGGGCCUCUCGGUCGCGAGCGGGCUGGCCGACUACCGCGGCACCAAGGGCACGUACCGGGUCAACAAGACGUACCGCCCCAUCUACUACCACGAGUUCCUGGCCAACCACGAGGCGCGCAAGCGCUACUGGGCGCGCAGCUUCCUGGGGUGGACCACGCUGCGCAACGCCGCGCCCAACGCGGGCCACUACGCGGUGCGGGACCUGGGGAGGCUGGGCUUCUUGUCGGGCGUCAUCACGCAGAACGUGGAUUCGUUCCAUCCCCGCGCGCACCCCGAUAUUCCGACGCUCGAGCUGCACGGCUACCUGCGCUCGGCCGUGUGCACGUCGUGCCGGAGCGAGUUGCCGCGGGACCGGUUCCAGGCCGAGCUGGCGCGGCUGAACCCCGUUUGGGAUGCCUUCCUGCAGGAGGCGAUCGCCACGGGGGCGCUCGAGACGGAGGACCCGCAUGAGAAACGGGCGCGCGGGAUUCGCAUGAAUCCGGAUGGUGAUGUGGAGCUGCCUGAGGCGCCGUACACGACUUUCCGGUAUCCGGCGUGCCCGACGUGUUUGAGCAGUCCGCCGUCGUUGGCGGAUGGGACGAAGGGGAUGGUGGAGGUCGAUAAUGAUGGUGCUUGGAGCCCGACGAGCAAUGUUGGUAUCCUGAAACCGGCGGUUGUCAUGUUCGGGGAAAGCAUCGCUAGUAGCGUGAAGGAAGCGGCUGAAGAUGCGAUCGAUGGCGCUGGAAAGCUUUUGAUCCUCGCCACAUCUAUGGCGACGUACUCCGCGUGGAGGCUGGCUAAGCGCGCCAAGGAUAGGGGGAUGCCGAUUGGGAUUGUCAACAUCGGCGGCGUCAGGGGCGAGGAUCUCUUCUUUGCAGGAUUGGACCCGGCCCAGGCGGGCGGCCAGGGCGUGAGGUUAGAGAUGUCCACCGAUAGCUUGCUGCCGGCUCUUGUUCAGGAUAUGCGACAGUCUGCUCUCCGGGGUGCGUCACCCGACAGCGCAGCGUUUCAGGAAAACGAGGCUGCUGUGUUCAAGAACAUGUUACAAUAGACCAAUAGAUGAUAAUAGACGC